AUGGCCAGCCUCGUGGGCCUCGUCGCCAGUGCUUGGCUCCUCCCCGCAGCCUAUGGCGCAAGCCAUUCGCUUGCGCCUAGCACGUCCGCAACCUCAGCACACGCGCAAUACACCUUGCCAUCUUCUAUUGACAAUGGUGCUCAAUUGAUCGCCAACAUCGACGACCCUCUUGCUGUUGACGCGCAGUCUGUCUGUCCGGGCUACAAAGCCUCAAAUGUGCAGCAGACAUCCCAAGGUUUCACCGCCAGCCUGCAGCUCGCGGGCAAACCAUGCAAUGUGUACGGGACAGACGUCGAUUCGUUAUCUCUGACGGUGGAUUUCCUGGCCCAGGACCGCCUGAACAUCCAAAUUGUUCCCACCCAUGUGGAUGCCUCCAACGCUUCUUGGUACCUCCUCUCGGAAGACUUGGUGCCCCGGACGCAAGGCUCUGGCGUGUCCGCCUCUGAAAGUGACUUUGAUGUGAAGUGGUCCAAUGAACCUUCUUUCAACCUCAUGGUGAUUCGCAAGACUACCGGAGACGUCCUCUUCGAUACCAAGGGCUCUGUCUUGGUCUUUGAGAACCAGUUCAUCGAGUUCGUCUCUUCUUUGCCCGACGGUUACAACCUGUACGGUUUGGGGGAGCGCAUGGCCCAGCUGCGGCUUUUGAGAAACGCGACCCUAACGACCUAUGCAGCGGAUGUGGGAGACCCGAUUGACAGCAACAUCUAUGGACAGCACCCGUUCUAUCUCGACACCAGAUACUAUACCAAAGCCGCAAAUGGGUCCUACUCGCUUGUCAACACUGACGAGACGGACAUGUCGGAGGAUUAUGAAUCGUUCUCUCACGGUGUCUUUUUGAGAAACUCUCAUGGUCAGGAAGUUCUCCUGCAACCCCGCAACAUCACUUGGCGCACGAUUGGUGGUAGCAUCGAUUUGACUUUCUACUCGGGUCCCACCCAGGCGGACGUCACAAAGAGCUACCAGCUCUCCACUAUUGGACUUCCUGCAAUGCAGCAGUACAGUGCCUUUGGAUACCACCAAUGCCGCUGGGGCUACCGGAAUUGGUCUCAGCUCGAGGAAGUGGUCAACAACUUUGAGCGAUUUGAGAUUCCUCUGGAAUACAUUUGGAGCGACAUCGAUUACAUGCUUGGUUACCGUGACUUUGAGAACGAUCCCGAACGGUUCCCCUACGAUGAAGGCGAGGAAUUUCUGGACAGACUGCACAAGUCGGGACGUCACUACGUUCCUAUCGUUGACUCGGCCAUCUAUAUUCCCAACCCUGACAAUGCAUCGGAUGCGUACGAGCCUUAUACUCGAGGGGCAAAGGAUGACGUUUUCAUCAAGAACCCCGAUGGCAGCCUCUACAUUGGUGCGGUGUGGCCUGGCUUUACUGUCUUCCCCGAUUGGCACAACCCCAAGGCAUUUGACUACUGGGCCAACGAACUUGUCACCUGGUGGAAGAAGGUUGCGUUUGAUGGCAUCUGGAUUGAUAUGAGUGAAGUCUCCUCUUUCUGCGUCGGCAGCUGUGGAACAGGAAUGCUACACCUGAACCCUGUUCACCCACCAUUCCAGCUUCCUGGUGAACCUGGCAAUAUCGGCUACGAUUAUCCCGAGGCCUUCAACGUGACGAACUCUACCGAAGCUGCCUCUGCCUCCGCGGCCUCUGCCAGUCAGGCUUCCGCUGCUGCUGCCACCCAAACCGGCACUACGUCGACUUCGACUUCGACAUCGUAUCUGCGGACAACGCCCACUCCGGGCGUCCGUGACGUCAACUACCCUCCUUAUGUGAUCAACCAUGUUCAGACGGGCCAUGACCUCGCCGUUCACGCCAUUUCUCCCAACUCCACCCAUGUGGACGGUGUCCAGGAAUACGAUGUUCACAGUCUGUGGGGUCACCAGAUACUCAAUGCUACCUACUACGGGCUACGCCAAGUCUUCACUGAGAAGCGACCCUUCAUCAUCGGUCGGUCUACCUUUGCAGGCUCGGGAAAGUGGGCCGGUCACUGGGGCGGUGAUAACAACUCCAAAUGGGGCUCCAUGUUCCUGUCCAUCUCGCAGGGGUUGUCAUUCUCGCUGUUCGGUGUUCCCAUGUUCGGCGUAGACACCUGCGGUUUCAACGGUAACACUGAUGAGGAGCUCUGCAGCCGGUGGAUGCAGCUAUCGGCCUUCUUCCCCUUCUACCGCAACCACAAUGUCCUCGCGGCCAUCCCCCAGGAGCCCUACCGAUGGGCCUCUGUUACCAAAGCCGCCAAGGCCGCCAUGAAGAUCCGCUAUUCCAUCCUGCCUUACUUCUACACCCUCUUCCAGCAGGCCCACACCACCGGCUCCACCGUCAUGCGGGCUCUCGCCUGGGAGUUCCCUACUGAUCCCUCCCUCGCCGCCGUCGACACCCAGUUCAUGGUCGGCCCUUCCAUCAUGGUCGUCCCCGUCCUCGAGCCCCUCACCGACACCGUCAAGGGUGUGUUCCCAGGUGUCAGCAAGGGCGAAAUCUGGUACGACUGGUACACCCAGACGGCCGUUGACGCCAAACCCGGCGUCAACACCACCAUCCCAGCUCCGUUGGGCCACAUCCCCGUCUUCGUCCGUGGAGGCAGCAUCCUGCCCAUGCAGGAACCCGCCCUCACGACCAGAGACGCCCGUAACACUCCCUGGUCGCUACUCGCCGCUCUGAGCAGCAACCAGACUGCCUCUGGCUCGCUGUACCUCGACGACGGAAGCAGUGUCAACCCGUCCUCCACUCUCGACGUCAAGUUCCAGGCUGCCAGCUCGAGCAUCAAGGUCUCGGCUAAGGGUGCCUGGAAGGAGAAGAAUCGCCUGGAUAAGGUGACUGUCCUCGGUGUGGCCGCGAAGCCUUCCGCUGUGACGUUCAACGACCGCAAAGUCCACCCUAGCUCGGUGCACUAUAAUGCCACAUCCAAGGUGCUGUCUGUGAAUGGACUGCAAAACAUGACGCCCCAUGGCGCCUGGACCGAGGAUUGGGUUCUGAAGUGGUAG
Molecule: messenger RNA, 2973 nt
Organism: Aspergillus thermomutatus
Lineage: Eukaryota; Fungi; Ascomycota; Eurotiomycetes; Eurotiales; Aspergillaceae
Product: glycoside hydrolase family 31 protein
Exons: 4
Coding region: 1-2973 (990 amino acids)
Biological process (GO): carbohydrate metabolic process
Molecular function (GO): carbohydrate binding; hydrolase activity, hydrolyzing O-glycosyl compounds
Source: RefSeq, a predicted model, not a curated record